AUGGAGGAAAAGAUGCGAUGGUGCCCCCCGCUCGCCUUCUGCCUGGAAGCCGGUUCCCUGCUCGCGGCAGCCCGCGCCUAAGCCAGCCGGAGGGACGCGCCUCCCACCAGCACCAGCAGCCCCCGCCGCGGCGAGGCUCGCGGGCUCCCCGGCUGGCUAGGCGGCCGGUGGAUGGAUGGCUGGAUGGACGGGCGGCGGCCGAGCCAUGAUGCCCGGGGAACCCUCCCGGCGGCGGCUGCCGCUGCCGCCGCUGCUGCUGCUGCUCUGGCUGGGCUCGGCGGGCGCCCUGCAGCCCCGGAACGCCACCGCCGGCUCCGAGCAGGGGGCCCGCGCCUCCCCCGCGCCUACGGCCGCUCCCGCCUGGCCCCGGCGAGGCGAGGGCAGCGGCGAGAACGACCUGGCAGCCUGGGCGCCCAACGCCACGCGCCCGCCCCCGGAUGAGCCGCGGGCCGCCCCCGCGCUGCCGGGGGCGCGGGGCACCGGGAGCGGACCCGGCCCGGCCGUCACCCUCACCCUCACCCGGCCGCCUCCGGCCCCUUCCUCGCCGCCGCCCUCUCCGGCCACCGCCGCCACCGCCUCGCCUGCCCCGCAGGAGGCGACCCCCGGCGCCAGCUACGGCCCCCCGACCGCUGGCCCUCCCUCGCCGGCGGAGGAGGAGGAGGAGGACGCGCCGGUCCACAGCGGAGCAGACGUCUUCUGUAAUUGCAGCUCUGUUGGAAGCACAAGCCUGAGUGAGUGCAACGCAACGGGUCACUGUCAGUGCCACCCAGGUUACACGGGCCCCUCCUGUGACAGAUGCGGAGACGGCUAUUACCUCAGUCUACCCCACAGACGUUGCCUGCCUUGUGACUGUGACCCCGAGGACUCGGUCUCUUCGUCCUGCGACAACCUUGGAAGAUGUGAGUGCAAAGCCGGAGCCACGGGGAUUAAAUGUGCCCAGUGCCGGGAAGGGUCCUACAAGUUCAACGGGACCACCUGCCAGCCCUGUCAGUGCAAUAAUCAUUCUCUGCAGUGUGAUCCUUUGACAGGCACUUGCCUCAACUGUCAAGGCAACACAGAAGGCACUUACUGUGAGAAAUGCAAAGGGCAAUUUUAUCGAAACAACUCCCAGCUGCAGGAGUGCCUCCGCUGCCCAUGCUCCACUGCAUCUUCCAGCGGGAGCUGUCAAAUAAAGCCCGGUCAGCAGACACCAACCUGUGACAAGUGCCGACCUGGCUAUAUUGGCCCUCUCUGUAACCAAUGUGACGAUGGCUACUUUAGCUCUGAUAGCGUCUGCAUCAAAUGCCAAUGCAACGGGAAUGUUGACCCAGCCCGUUCACCAAGAGUCUGCAGGGCAGAUACAGGGGAAUGCAUCGGCUGUCUGUAUCACACAGCAGGGUUUCAUUGUGGGGAAUGUCGAGAAGGAUACGUCACACUUGUGGAAGGAGGGAACUGCACCAAGGAAGAGUAUACGCCAACCCCAAGGCUCAUCCCUUCAGCUCCAAACAUUAAUGUGUCCACCACUUCACCCACGGUGGCCUUCAACAGCACGUUGGCACAGACAACAGUAGAGACGGCUUUCCCAGGCACGCCCUCUGACAACAGCACGUCGCCUUUCGCUGAUGUCUCAUGGGCCCAGUUCAACAUCAUCAUUCUCACAGUGAUCAUUAUCCUGAUUGUCCUGCUGAUGGGCUUUGUAGGGGCAGUCUAUAUGUACCGUGAGUAUCAAAACCGGAAGCUGAAUGCUCCCUUUUGGACCAUUGAACUUAAGGAGGACAACAUUAGUUUCAGCAGCUACCACGACAGCAUCCCCAACGCAGACAUCUCUGGCUUGUUAGAAGAUGAUGGAAAUGAGGUGGCGCCCAACGGCCAGUUGACACUGGCAACUCCCAUGCACAACUACAAAGCGUGACCAAUCCAGGGAGGAACUGACUGCAAGCUUUCUGACUUGAACAAAUCAGUGCAGGGCCCUUUGGGGGAAUACUGGACGAUUCCUGUGUUUCAGGAAUAAGGUACUAGAUACUUUUCCUGCGUUCGCCUAGCUUCGUGUCAAUUGUCCAGGAAGAUGAGCAUCAGGCAAUGACAGUAACAGAGGCGAGUCAAGUAAAAUUGUGGGUUGGAUUCAGCUCACCAUUUCUGAUGCCACAGUGGAUAUCCACUUGUAUUUUUUUAAAAAAAGCAGCCGCUUUGAAUAUAUAUUUUUGUAUGGAACAAUGGAGAAGUAACUAAGAAAUCAUCUCAUUGCUACUCAGAAAACCUAGGCUGACACUGGAACUGAAUUUUUAAGCUCACGUUGGAGAAGCGAUCGGCGAUGUAGGACAGAGUGGUAAAAAUGGAUCUCUGGUUUUGGAAAAGAAGGAUAAACCGUGUUUCUUGUUCUGAGUUCUGCUUUUUAAAACGAUUUGUGGAUUGGCUGGAGAUACAGACUGACGGCUACCAAAGUUUUUCGUAACUCCUUCUUGUUCCUCUCUUUAUUUUUGAGAAAGCUUUCCUCCUUUUGGUGAACGCUUCCUCCCAAGCUGGUGACGAUAUUUAAAACUUAGAAAUGGCUUUUUAUUUUCCUACCUUUCUUGAACCUAGAUUCAUUCCCCUAUAGGGAACGCAAGAGAUGUUUUAAGGUAUCUUUCAGGAGCCUCCUAUCCAGUGCAGAAAUGGUAUGUAUAUAUACAGAAUGUAAACAGAGAUUCAUUAGCACUGUGUUUGGAGCUCUUUGUACAAAGUAUCAGGUGUCGAAUUUUAACUGCUGAGAUUUUUAUCUGUACAGGGGUUCAUGGCACUGUAAAAACAAGGCCAAACCAAGCCAAACUCAAACUAAAAAAUGGGUGGGUGGGUGGGGGGAAGCAACUAUUGUAUUAAAGUGCUGUAAAUUCAGAGGGCGAUAUCUGGAGCUGGGUCUCCAGCAAAAAAAAAAGAAAAAAAAAGUGUGUUGCUAAUUUCCCCUCUUCUAACAAUACACACCGUUCGCAUCUUAA
This is a messenger RNA of Candoia aspera, 2951 nucleotides long. RefSeq names its product multiple EGF like domains 9 (gene MEGF9). Gene Ontology annotation, biological process: tissue development; animal organ morphogenesis. The record is from RefSeq and is a predicted model, not a curated record. Bases 176 to 1891 code for a protein of 571 amino acids. NCBI's taxonomy places the organism in Eukaryota, Metazoa, Chordata, Lepidosauria, Squamata, Candoiidae. The transcript has 6 exons.